AUGAUACGAUGCACACAAGUGACCCUCAUCGACAGAGUCCGACACCGCAUCCUGGGUCCAGUUCGUCUUCGCAACCUGCUGGACUCCGCCUCGAGGCUGGACUGGUUCGCGUUUUGUCAGCCUCCCCGGGCCGAAGGCAGGUUGCCCGCCGAGGCUGCCGAAUAUAUCGCCAAUGUAGCUACAGUCGAGUCAGAUGACGUUCAACCAGAGCGGAUGGGGCGUGCCGAGCGGAAGCGCGGCUAGGAUGUGCUCUCACUUAUUUGGCUUGACUCCUUCCUUGAAUUUGCUGUCCCAGGCGUCAAUGAUCCCCUUGGCGAUCUAGAUGCCGGCUUGGAAGAGGUUGUCGAUGGAAGCCAUUUUGAUGGAGGACACGGCCGGUCCAAAGCAUCCUUGCUCAAGGCGAUGCGGUUUAGGGCACCCACGGGGUGACGCCAGAGCCCGGCUGAAAUCGAC
Molecule: messenger RNA, 453 nt
Organism: Gaeumannomyces tritici R3-111a-1
Lineage: Eukaryota; Fungi; Ascomycota; Sordariomycetes; Magnaporthales; Magnaporthaceae
Exons: 2
Coding region: 1-243 (80 amino acids)
Source: RefSeq, a predicted model, not a curated record